Phalaenopsis equestris is the source of this 949-nucleotide messenger RNA. RefSeq lists its product as uncharacterized. The transcript has a single exon. The record is from RefSeq and is a predicted model, not a curated record. NCBI's taxonomy places the organism in Eukaryota, Viridiplantae, Streptophyta, Magnoliopsida, Asparagales, Orchidaceae. The coding region runs from base 157 to 717 and encodes 186 amino acids.
UGCCCUCCGGUCUCACCAUCCUCAACAUCCAAACCUCACCGCGUUCUCUAAUGCCCUAAUUCUAGACUGGCCCAAUGUCUUCUAUAUAUAAACUCUUAACAUCAGAGCACUCACUCACCCACCAAUCUCACGAGAAAGACGAAUCUUUUUGCCAUCAUGGGAAAGAAGAUCAAGUCUCCAGCUGCUCGCCGCCGUCUAUGGCAUCUCCUCCACCUCGCACUCCUCUGGGCUCGAAAAGGAGACGCAUUCAAGCGUCUCUUCAUCGAACUCCGCCUCCUCCCUUCCUACCUCAAGAAUCUCCGCCAUGGCAACGCCGCUAACCGCCUCCGCUACUGCGAGCGAGAAUUCUCCUUUGAAGACACUCCCGCUUUUCACCUCAAGUUUAACCGGCUCGCCCGAAUCCCCUGCAUUGCACCAUCCGUUAGCUUUGAUGACGAUGAGGAGAUCUUCGUCGAGAGGAGUAAGGCUUUGAGGCUCUGGGCUGCUGGAGCUGGUGAGGAAGAUGAGCAUCAUGAUGAUGAAUUGGAUGCCGGCAGUUCAUCAUCGAUGUCGGAUUUGGAGGCGGUGGAGGAUGGGCGGGAGGAAGGAGAUGGAGAGAUAGAGAUUGAUUCAAGAGCAGAGUGCUUCAUCAUGAAGUUCUAUGAACAAAUGAAGCUGCAGCGACAGAUUUCAUAUCUGGAGUACAAUGACAUGCUUCAUCGAGGAAUGAGCUCUUAGUUUGCUACGAAUAAAUUUUUGGUGAGGGCGUAAAUGAUUUAAUUCGGUUGUUUCAUCUCUGCUGAUAUAUGAGAGAUCAAAAUCAAGUAAAAUAUUAAGAGAUUUAAAUAUCAAUCAUUCAAAAUAUUAAAUAUAACAUAUUUUCUUCGCUUUCUCACUUUGGUCGCCAUGGAUUUGUUGAUUCUUAGCACUGAAGGAUAAGUGCAGAUUGCCGAGCAUUUCACUCUUGUCC